Molecule: messenger RNA, 1557 nt
Organism: Trichoderma breve
Lineage: Eukaryota; Fungi; Ascomycota; Sordariomycetes; Hypocreales; Hypocreaceae
Exons: 1
Coding region: 1-1557 (518 amino acids)
Biological process (GO): transmembrane transport
Cellular component (GO): fungal-type vacuole membrane; plasma membrane
Molecular function (GO): transmembrane transporter activity
Source: RefSeq, a predicted model, not a curated record
AUGGAUUACGACCCUGAAAGCGGCCACAGGGCUGGCCAUCCUGCCAAUGAGAAGGAUGUCACGGCCGUUGUAUCUGAUGAUACCUCGGGACAGUCGUUUCCCAGCGGACCAAGGAGUGGUCUGUUGUGGCGACUGCGCAACCUGGAAGCCCAGAUGGACAAGAAGCUUGGUAUUGAAUCCGAAGCCAUCGAACGCAAACAGGAAGAAGACAAGAAACCGGUUCCAUGGAUCGAGCAGUUGACGAUGGCCUUGCUAUGGGCUAGCGGAACCAUGAACACAUCUUGCUUUGCAACUGGAUUUCUGGGUGCUGAGUUCGGACUGAGCCUUAAACAGGCCAUUCUUGUCACAAUCUUUGCCUCACUUCUUGGUGGCGCUGUUACCGGCUACUGUGCAACCUUUGGAGCUGCGACUGGCUUACGACAGAUCAGUGUCAGUCGCUACAGCUUUGGCUGGUGGCCCAACAAACUCAUUGCGCUACUCAACAGCAUCCAGCAGAUGGGUUGGGCGGCUGUAUCAUGUAUCACAGGCGGCCUUGCCUUGACUGCCGUAUCUGACGGCCAUGUCUCCCUGAUUCUCGGUAUCGUUAUUCUGGCUGUGGUUGCAUUGGCCAUCUCGUUUGUCGGACUGAACGCUAUUCUGGUUUACGAACGAUAUGCCUGGUUCAUCUUUUUCGUCAUCUUUAUGAUCAUUUUUGGCGAAACUGGACGCUUUGCAGACAACACCUCGCCACCAGCUGCCACAGGUGCUACCCUUAGUGGUGCUAUUCUCAGUUUGCUGGCUAUUGUGUACGGUUCAAGCGCCUCUUGGUGCACCAUGGUCAGUGAUUACUAUGUUCACUAUCCGGCCAAUGUCAGUCGAGUUAAAGUCUUUGUGAUGACUACUCUUGGAAUUGCGAUUCCUACGUCAAUUGGCAUGGUUGCCGGUUGCGUUGUUGCCUCGGCGUUGAACUCGAAGCCCGAAUGGAGCGAUGCAUAUGACGAGGGACUGGGUUAUCUGAUCCAAACAAUGCUGUACCCACGAGGAUUCGCAAAGUUCUUACUGACACUGCUCGUUCUAUCCGGUAUCAACACCAAUGUCAUCAGUAUUUACAGCGCUGCUAUUUCCUUUCAGCAGCUCUCGCGACCCUUUGCUCAAAUCCCCCGAUUCAUCUGGACAAUCUUCUGCUUUCUCUGCAUUCUUGCCCUGGCUGUCGGCGGCAGAGAACAGCUGAAUGCCUACUUGCAAAACUUUUUGAGUCUUCUUGGAUACUGGUGCACUAGCUACGCCAUCAUCUUAUUCCAAGAGCAUUUCAUCUUCCGAAAGGGCAAUUUCAACAACUACGACCUUGAUGGCUGGAAUGAUCCCGCAAGACUACCCAUCGGUAUCGGAGCUUCGGUUGCAUUCGGCCUCGGCAUUGUAUCCUGGGUUAUGGGCAUGGACGAAACUUGGUACAUCGGACCUCUUGCGAAGACCAUUGGAGAUUACGGCGGUGAUGUUGCCAACGAGUUUACGUUUGUGGUAACGGCAUUGACCUAUGCGCCGGCCAGAUAUCUGGAAUUGAAGUUCUUCGGCCGGUAA